Molecule: messenger RNA, 378 nt
Organism: Lactuca saligna
Lineage: Eukaryota; Viridiplantae; Streptophyta; Magnoliopsida; Asterales; Asteraceae
Source: the annotation of a GenBank genome assembly
AUGGGGAAAAAUAUUGUUGGGGAUGCUUCUAAAGAGGCUAAUGUAGUGGACCUCACUGGAAAUGACAAUAUGGACUUAACUGUUUUUGAUAAUGGGGAUAAUAACAAGGAAGAAACUCCAUGUGUUGAAUUUGAAACUGGGGACAUAUUUGAGCACACAAAUGAAGUCGAAUUUGGGGAUGGUAACAAGGAUGGAGAAGAUCCAUGGGCUGAAUUUGAAAAUGGGGACAAAUUUGAGGACAUAAAUGAAGAUGAAUUUAAUUUGGAAGUAGGGGCAAAUUUGGGGAUGAUAGUGGUUGUGAAUCUAGGUGGGUUGGAGGUAAGAAUGGCAAUGUGGUACAAGAAGAGAAUGAAGUUGGGGAUCUUAAUGAAGUACUAA